Molecule: messenger RNA, 1866 nt
Organism: Aspergillus glaucus CBS 516.65
Lineage: Eukaryota; Fungi; Ascomycota; Eurotiomycetes; Eurotiales; Aspergillaceae
Exons: 4
Coding region: 164-1813 (549 amino acids)
Biological process (GO): transsulfuration
Molecular function (GO): cystathionine gamma-synthase activity; pyridoxal phosphate binding
Source: RefSeq, a predicted model, not a curated record
ACAGGUUCAAGCUGUAGCUCGCAGUCCAUAGCAACGGUAUAUAUAUCUGGGAGAGAAUGGGGAAGCCUGCUGGGCGUGCUCAAUAUGGUGAGCGGUCUAAUGACUGCAGCAUUAUAUGUUGCACAAAAAUGACCACUCCAGCUGGGCAUUCUUAUGACCGAAUAUGGACUCCCAGUGGAUGCCUCCAGAGGUGCCCAGCGCAUUACCUCUAGGCAAAGCCAAUAUCUACCCCUUGGAUGAACCACAUGCCAUCAGUUGUUCGCUCCCAACAUGGGACUCGGUAUUCGGUGUCUGUCGACAAGAGGAGUGGGUGAUGAAACAUGUGGAAUGGAAUUAUCCCCGAUUUUACAUCAAUAAACCCCUUCGUGAAUUAUCCACGGCCGUUUUACAUCGACUCAAAAUCACCGAUGAAAACAUCACCUGUCUGCUGUUUGCCUCUCGCCCAGAUGCCCAACAAUGCAUCACAUCAUUUGACAGCAGCUCCCCAAACGAAACAUGCCAUUUCUUUAUACCCGAAUCGAGCCACUGGGCCAGUUUCUCGGCAGCUAUAUUUUCAACUGAUCUUAUCGAAGAAGCAAUGACUUUCUGGCGGAAUACCGGCUCGGGCUUAUCCAUGCGCCAUGCGACCUAUUGUCUGCAAGAAUUCGGCUACAUGGAGUCCGAUUCCUCGAAUUCAGAGUUUCAAACCAGCGCCCCUCAAAAACGGGCCCCAGACAGGACACCAGAUACUACAUGGAUACAUUCCGCAACAACUACCAUGCUCAAUCUAAAAUCAUUCAUCACACAGCUAGCCACUUCCAACAAAUCAGGACAACUCCCCGUGCCCCCCUCGGACGUAUUCCUAUUCCCCACAGGAAUGAACGCAAUCCACACCCUAUCCCAAACCCUCUCCUCACUAAACCCCACCCCCACAGCCAUCGCAUACGGCUGGCUUUACCCCGAAACCGUCGACGUCCUCCGCAGCACCUGGAAAACCAUCUCCUACAAAGCCGGCAAUUCCUCCGACCUCGAUGCCCUAGAAUCCCUCCUGGAAUCCGGACACCAGGUGCACGUUCUCUUCUGCGAACUACCCAGUAACGUCACGCUAUCAUGUCCUGAUAUCCAUCGGAUCCGGGAACUGGCGGAUCGAUAUGGGUUUAUUGUUGUUUGUGAUGAUACCGUGGCGGGGUUUGUUAAUAUCGAUGUACUCCCGUACGCGGAUGUCGUGGUGACUAGUUUGACGAAGGGGUUUAGUGGUAGUUCAAAUGUUACGGGUGGGAGCAUCGUAAUAAACCCCAACUCAACGCACCACGACUCAAUCCAUAACGCCCUCUCAAAAACCAACACAACCUGCUUCCCGGGCGACAUCCAAACGCUCCUAACCAACAGCGCUACGCUGUACCAGCGCACAGAAACAGCCAACGAAAACACCCUCGCCCUCCUCCCGCUGCUUACAACUCACCCGUCAAUAAAAACAGUAAACCACCCCUCCAUCCACCCAACAGCAGGGAUAUACAACUCCCUCCGCAAACCAACAGGCGGCUACACCAACACCCUAAGCAUAAUCUUCCACAACCCGCUCUCCGCAGAAUUAUUCUACAACGCGCUAAAUGUAUGCAAGGGCACGAGUUUCGGGACGAAUUUCACAAUCGCGGUUCCGUAUAUUGUGCUGGCGAAUUUCUACACCAGGGAGAAAGUCGCGGGGUAUGUGCCCGAUCAUGUUAUCAGGGUUAGUGUUGGGGUUGAGGAUGUUAAGGGUAUUAUGGGGAGGGUGAGGGAGGCGUUGGGGGUUGUUGAAGGGGUGGAAUUGGGAAUGGGAAUGGGUGGUGAUUAGGGGCUUGAUGAUGUACGAGGGUAGAUAUUUGGUUAUAAAGCUCUAAAGUGGGG